Molecule: messenger RNA, 1317 nt
Organism: Trichomonas vaginalis G3
Lineage: Eukaryota; Parabasalia; Trichomonadida; Trichomonadidae
Product: WD repeat-containing protein family
Exons: 1
Coding region: 1-1317 (438 amino acids)
Molecular function (GO): protein binding
Source: RefSeq, a predicted model, not a curated record
AUGUCUCAGGCGCCAAUGAAUCCAGCAAACACUCAAGGUGCUGCUGAAAAAGAUACCGUGGAAAAUAUGAUGAAUAACCUUGAUACUAUUACUCAAUCAAUUAAGAGAAUUCAAGAAGAACUGAACGGUUUCGAAUUUUUAUUAAAUCAAUCAAAAAUCGCAUGUAAGCAAUACCAAGAUGAAAUCGAGACAUUAGAGCAAAUAAAGAAAGAUCUUCAAACCAGAACUUCCGGAAAUCAAUUAGUUCAAGUUAAACAAGAAAUGUUACCCAAAUUAAAUCAAGAACCUUUUCCAAAGCCAAUGCCGAAAUUUUCUCAAGAUGGAAAUAUUCUUUCUCAUGAUCAAAUCGAAUGGACAACAAGUCCUCCGCAUAUAAAAAAUACUGGCAUCAAACUUCGCUAUGCAUUGUCGUUAAAUUGCAUCUUGUGCGCUACGCAAUUCAGUCCCGAUGGUCAUUAUUUUGCAUUUACAGACAAAAAGACUUUAUUUAUCAUAAAUACCUCUGAUGGAUCGUUAGUUGGAACUGGCAUGAUACCUGGCAAUGAAGACCAAUAUACAAGGAUUAUUGCUUUCUCUUCGAAUUCUAAAUACGUCGCAAUUGGUGGCAAAAGUAACGAAAUCUACGUUUACGACAGAGCAAACCCAUCUAAUGUCUUUCAAAUAUUGAAGAAACAUGCAAAUAUUGUAUCAUUAUUACACUUUUCUCCAGAUUCCGAGAGAUUAUAUUCUGGAAGUUACGAUGGACAGAUUUGCAUAUGGGAUACCAAGACAUUUAAGCUCAUAAAAUGCAGAGAACAAAUAAAUCAGGAGAAAGGAGAUGGUCUUGUCAGUUUUGCCUUAUCUCAUGACGGAAAAAUGCUUGCCUUAGGUUUUGUCAAAGGAACUGUAAUGUUACUUGAUUCUUCUCUUGAUCAGACACAACAUGUAAUUACUUUCAAGGCUCAUGAAGCUAUUUUACAUGGAUUAUCUUUAUCUAAUGACGAUGACUUCCUUGCAAUUGCUUCUCAAGAUCAGACAGCAUCUGUAUGGCAUAACUCGUUCGUUCCGAAGAAGGUUCAUUCGUUUUCAGGCCACACAAACAUCGUUUUAACGUGCUGUUUCACAAACGACAAGAAAAUGCUCAUAACAGGGUCAAAAGACGAGACGAUCAAGAUUUGGUCGAUAAAUACCGGUGAAUGCUUAUGUACAAUCAAUGCACAUAAAAAUACAAUUUUCCAGGUUCAACAUCACCCAACAGAGAAUGCUUUCUUGUCAUGCUCUGGUGAUGGAAAGGUCUGCCUUUGGGAUUAUGCACCUGGUUACUACUUGACUCCUUAA